GUUACAUAUUUACAACGUGUUUCUGACACAAAAAGUAUAUUUUCGUCCGCGCCACAGCAAACGGUCAGCAAGCAAAGUCGGUGGGGAAAAGUAUGAUCAGGCAUCGUUACUUCGAUGUACAACUGAAAUUUCGUGAUUUAGAUUCUGUUGUACUCACACCUGUAUUUUUUCGUGGCUGCGUGCAAAAUUCACUGGAGCGAUUCUUUGGCCAAAUUGGUGGAGAUACAACAUUGGAAAUCAUCAAAUUUAGCGCCGAGCAGCAACGCGUUGUAUUCCGAGUACCCGAAGAAUUCUACGAACGCACUCGGGCAGCAAUCACCUUAAUUGGGCAUUAUCAGGAAGUACCGUGUCACUUUCGUGUGCUCAAAACCUCAAAGACGCCGCUGGACUUCGUCAAAGAAGGCGAAAACGAAAAUUGUGAAGAAAUCUAG
Molecule: messenger RNA, 431 nt
Organism: Drosophila nasuta
Lineage: Eukaryota; Metazoa; Arthropoda; Insecta; Diptera; Drosophilidae
Exons: 2
Coding region: 93-431 (112 amino acids)
Biological process (GO): tRNA 5'-leader removal
Cellular component (GO): nucleolus; multimeric ribonuclease P complex
Molecular function (GO): ribonuclease P RNA binding
Source: RefSeq, a predicted model, not a curated record